Molecule: messenger RNA, 1525 nt
Organism: Neomonachus schauinslandi (Hawaiian monk seal)
Lineage: Eukaryota; Metazoa; Chordata; Mammalia; Carnivora; Phocidae
Gene: RGN
Product: regucalcin
Exons: 7
Coding region: 22-1002 (326 amino acids)
Biological process (GO): L-ascorbic acid biosynthetic process
Molecular function (GO): calcium ion binding; gluconolactonase activity; enzyme regulator activity
Source: RefSeq, a predicted model, not a curated record
GUCACCGACAGACACCAAGGUAUGGAUGUUGGGGUGUUGUGGUUUUUUCUUCUCUUUUUUAAAGAUAGCUUGAAAUCACACCCUGAGAGCUCCCCGUUGACAAUGUCUUCCAUUAAGAUCGAGUGUGUUUUGAGGGAGAACUGCCGGUGUGGGGAGUCUCCGGUGUGGGAGGAGGCGUCCAACUCGCUGCUCUUUGUAGAUAUUCCUGCAGAAAAGGUUUGCCGGUGGGAUUCUCUCAGCAAGCGCGUGCAGCAAGUGACUGUGGAUGCCCCCGUCAGCUCUGUGGCCCUUCGCCAGGGAGGAGGCUAUGUCGCCACCGUUGGAACAAAGUUCUGUGCUUUGAACUGGGAAGAUCAGUCAGCAGUAACCCUGGCCACAGUAGAUAAAGACAAGAAAAACAAUCGGUUCAAUGAUGGGAAGGUGGAUCCCGCUGGGAGAUACUUUGCUGGCACCAUGGCUGAGGAGACAGCCCCCGCGGUUCUGGAGCGGCACCAGGGGUCCCUGUACUCCCUCUUUCCUGACCACCACGUGGAAAAGUAUUUUGACCAGGUGGACAUCUCCAAUGGUUUGGAUUGGUCCCUGGACCAUAAAAUCUUCUAUUACAUUGACAGCCUGUCCUACUCCGUGGAUGCCUUUGACUAUGACCUGCAGACAGGAAAGAUCACCAACCGCAGAAGUAUUUACAAGCUGGAGAAAGAAGAACAAAUUCCAGACGGAAUGUGUAUCGAUGCUGAGGGGAAGCUCUGGGUGGCCUGUUACAAUGGAGGAAGAGUGAUUCGUUUAGAUCCGGAGACAGGGAAAAGACUCCAAACUGUGAAGUUGCCUGUUGUUAAAACAACUUCAUGCUGCUUCGGAGGGAAGGACUACUCUGAAAUGUAUGUGACCUGUGCCCGGGACGGAAUGGACCCCGAGGUUCUUCUGCAGCAGCCUGAAGCUGGUGGAAUUUUCAAGAUAACUGGCCUGGGGGUCAAAGGAAUUCCUCCCUAUCCCUAUGCAGGAUGAGUGGCAGGCCUUCUUUCCUACUGGAGGAACUUUUGAAGAAACGUAGAAAAUUCUAGAGCUGAAAUUUCAAUCUAGUUACAAAAAAGCUAAAGAAAUGAUAUUAUUAACAGGGUUAAUUUUUUUUUACAAUUUUUAAAAGGUAGAGCAUUUUAGUAAGGGGUGACAGGUAGUUUGAUAACACACUAAAAAGCCUUCUGCAAGGGUAAUAUAGAAUUAUAAAGAAUUGUUCAACUGUCAAUCAGCCUCUUGAUUCUUUGCAAAUUGCUAGAAGGGGAGGGGGGACCAUGUCUGUUCUGCAUUCCAUACUUAUUAUACCUAAAGCUUCAGAAAACUAAUAAAUAAUGGCUUAGUAAUGACUUAUUAUGAUUAUGUUCCUUUUUAUUUUUAUCAUAAGCUUAUAAAAUAUACUGCAGUGCUAACCUACCUUCAUAUUAUUCUUCCUACAUGCUAUUUUUUGCAAGCUAAAAUAUUACUGGAGGAUAAGAAUUAAACACUGGCAAAAUCCAUGGCUCCAACUGCCACC